Bipolaris victoriae FI3 is the source of this 300-nucleotide messenger RNA. RefSeq lists its product as hypothetical. The coding region runs from base 1 to 300 and encodes 99 amino acids. NCBI's taxonomy places the organism in Eukaryota, Fungi, Ascomycota, Dothideomycetes, Pleosporales, Pleosporaceae. The record is from RefSeq and is a predicted model, not a curated record. The transcript has 2 exons.
AUGCCCGAAUUCAGCGACACCCCACCAGCUGCACAUCAAAUUUCCCUGCUCCUGCACACAGCGGUCGACUUCGGCCUCAAUUCAGGCGUCGGUAUUGGUAUCAUUCAAAGCACGGCACCAGGUGUGGGCCUGCCCUUGACUCUACCAACGGAGGAGCAAGCACAUGGUAUCGAGCGUGGCCAGGCCAGAGCUAAGAACCUCACAACGCCCGAAAGAGCUCAUAUGUUCGCACUUAUACUUGCCAUAGGGCUAGCGUGCAGUACAAUCAGGCGAAAAUGCACUGCCACACAGCAAAGAUGA